Halichondria panicea is the source of this 2360-nucleotide messenger RNA. Its product is annotated as dual specificity protein kinase shkB-like. The transcript has 10 exons. The record is from RefSeq and is a predicted model, not a curated record. Gene Ontology annotation, molecular function: protein kinase activity; GTP binding; GTPase activity. Bases 129 to 2306 code for a protein of 725 amino acids. NCBI's taxonomy places the organism in Eukaryota, Metazoa, Porifera, Demospongiae, Suberitida, Halichondriidae. Gene Ontology annotation, biological process: negative regulation of autophagy; cellular response to starvation; protein phosphorylation. Gene Ontology annotation, cellular component: nucleus; Gtr1-Gtr2 GTPase complex; lysosome.
CAUAAUAAUUAUUGUACAAAGUUAUGAAUAUCAUGUAUAAUAAAUUCGUGAACCUCACUCUGAUCUGGUGAUACUCUUUUAAUCAUCUCAAGAUCUAAGCAUGUAAGCUUCAGCAAAAAGUUGUAAAAAUGAGGAAGGUCAUCUUGAUGGGUGAAAGCACUGGUGUCGGGAGCAUGAGGAGAAUCGUGUUCUCAACCUUUUUACCAUGGGAAGCCAAGACAAAGCCGCCAGUUUCUCCCUUGGUAAACGUACUCUUUGACAAAUUUGAGAUUGUUACAGUCAGGGCUAAAAGAUACAGUGGGGAGGAUGGCAGCCAGCUCUUUACUGAUGUUGAAGCAGUCAUUUAUGUUAUGGAUGUGAAAAGCAAGGAAUGUGAGAAAGAUAUGGACGAUUACAAGACAUGUCUGUUUGAACAGAUUAUUAAGUAUUCUCCUACUGCUAAAGUGUUCUGUCUUGUUCACCAAAUGGACCUUGUUCCUAAGAACCAAAGAAAAAUGAUCUUCAAAAAGAGAGAGGACGAAAUUGAGAAGAAUUCGCUUCCGUACAAGUGUGUUUGUUUUGCCACCUCAAUUUGGGAUGAGACGUUGUACAAGGCAUGGUCUGCUAUCGUCCGCUCCAUUGUCCCUAAUCUUAGCCAGCUGGAUGCUUGUGCAAAACACCUUAGUGACUUGUUGGAUGCCAACGAAGUUGUACUGUUUCACAAGCUCACAUACCUGACCCUAGCACAUGUAGUGCGUAAACCCCAUUCUGAUAACCUCCGAUUUGAAAAGAUCAGCAACAUUAUGAAGCAGUUUAAACUCAGCUGUGCCAUGAGGCUCUGUGCUGUUCAAGAUAUGGAGGUGCGGAACUCGUGUUUUGCUGCUUUCAUAUGCAGUUUCACGGCAGACCUUAUCGUAAUGAUUGUUUCAGCCAAUCCAAAGCUACAACUUUUCACUGUAAAAAGAGUUCUUCAGGGGAAUUUGGAUAUGGUAGUGCCACCAGCCACUGUGAUACCUGAAUUGGAUGUGGAACAAAGUGCUAGAGAAAAGUCAGAUGUUAGACAAGCUGUUGACCAACCUUCUGAUCACGAGCAAUCGUGUCAAGCCAACGUGGACAGUCCAUUGAGUGCAGUGGCUAAAGAGAUUGAAGAAGCAGAAUCACGAAUCAAAGAAGCUAAGAAACUUUUGGAGGAGGUGACCGCUCAGCAACAAAUGGAAAAACAACAUGAUGCUGGUUCAAAGUCGAAUGAAGAAGAAAAGAUCCAAUUCAUGAAACAAUUGCUUGACAAGCAAGAUAUAUGCAUCUGGAAUCAGUUUGUUCGAGUGAAGCAGUUAAAACAACAAUGCAAGGAACAGGAACAACUACAAGAGGAAUCACAGCAGACAAAUAUGGAAUUGGAACGAAGAGUUGAGGCUGCUGAGCAACUAAAAGAGGACUCACAGCAGACAAACAUGGACUUGGAACGAAGAGUUGAGGCUGCUGAGCAUCUACAAGAGGACUCACAGCAGACAAACGUAGAAUUGGAACGAAGAGUUGAGAUUGCUGAGCAAAGAGUGACAGAGCUGGAGACACAGUGGGUUGUCAAUAGAGAGGAGAUCGAUAUGACAGACCAAGAGCUUGGUGUGGGCGCUUGGGGAGUCGUGAAGGUCGCCAUGUUUCGAGGAACUGAAGUAGCUGCCAAAAUGAUGCACCAGCAAAUCCAAUCCGAUUACUAUCGCGAUCUAUUCGUUCGUGAAAUAAACAAUGCAGCUCGACUUCGACAUCCAAACCUCACACAAUUUAUUGGUGCAACCAUUGAAGGUGACAUGAUAAUUCUAACAGAGCUUCUCCACACAAGUCUUAGAAAAAGUCUUGAGCAAAGUGGAUCCAUCUCUCGAGAACAGAUCAUUGGAGUCAGUUUGGAUGUUUGCAAAGCAUUGAACUAUCUACAUCUAAUGCGACCUGAACCUUUCGUGCAUCGAGAUGUGAGCAGUGCAAACGUCCUCUUGGAAAAGCUCUCAGAAAAUCUGUGGAAAGCCAAGCUAGCUGAUUAUGGAACUGUUAAUUACUUGUGUCGACUUGAAACAGAGGUACCUGGAAACAUAACGUAUGCAGCACCCGAAGCUGUCUCCCCUUCCCAGCAAUCACCUAAAAUGGACGUGUUCAGUUUUGGAAUUCUCCUGAUUGAGAUGUGUACUGGAAAGUUCCCUGAGGUCGAUGCUCGCAACCGACUUAUCAGUCAGAUAAAGGAUCGUUCGUUUGUAAAACUUCUCCGAAAAUGCAUAAUUCAUAACAAGGACAAAAGACCAGAAAUUACUGAAGUAUUGUUUGAUCUGUCUAGAUUUUAGAAUCAUUAUGACAUUGUGUUUGAGUGUGUGUCUAUUAAAUUUUUCAUAUAAUUA